Molecule: messenger RNA, 4818 nt
Organism: Rotaria sp. Silwood2
Lineage: Eukaryota; Metazoa; Rotifera; Eurotatoria; Philodinida; Philodinidae
Source: the annotation of a GenBank genome assembly
AUGUUAUCUCAAAUUGACAGCAUCUUUGUCUUCAACUGGGAAAAAAUCGAUCAUGAACAUUUAGUCCUUAAAUAUUCAAAACUUAUUGGUGUAUAUGAUAAAUUCGAUUUAUUGUGUUUAUCAAUCCAAGAACAAGUCGAAUUCUUCGAUCGACAUUUCGACACAUUCAGCUUCUUCGAUCAAGAUGAAUAUUUAACAAAAGAUUUAUCAAAACAAACUACUGAUCUACUGUGGUUUCAGCUUUAUCAUGAUGUUCUCUUUCAGUUAACACAUAAUGAAGAAGCUAAACACGAAAUGAUCGAUGUAUGUCGUUCCUAUUAUCGAGGUAAUAUCAAACAAAUGGAAGCGAUUCAGAAGUUUGAAAAUGAAUAUCAAUCACAUGAAGCUAUUCAAUGGUAUUCGAAAAAGUUAUUUCUUUACAAAAUGAUCAAAAAAGCAUUAAGAAUCAAAGACUUCGAUCAGCUAUAUACAUUUCGAUAUUUUAUGCAAGAUCUAACAGAAUGUUUUGUACGAGAACAUCAAAAAUUGAUUCAAUCUGAUAAAGAAAUAUUAUUCAUCUAUCGAGGAAUGAAAUUAACAUGUGAUCAAAUUGAAAAAUUCAAAGAGAACGAAGGUAAACUGGUUUCAAUCAAUGGAUUUUUCACAACAAAUAUUCUUCGUUCCACUGCAUUGAACCAAGCAAUGAAAAGUUCGAAACAAACUGAUCUCAUUUCUGUUCUUCUAGAAAUUCAAUUCGAUCGUCAAUAUCUGAAGAACAAUGUUAUUGUCGCUGACAGCAUGUAUUUCAAUGAAUUUCGAUGUGAAGAACAACAAGAAAUUUUGUUCGAUUCAAAUGUCACUUUUCAAUUGAAGAGUGUGAGAAUGGAGGAAGACAUGUACUUGAUUGAAAUGAUUACAUCGAAUGAAGGUCAAAUUAUCAAAGAAAAAUAUAUCAAAGACUCACAUCGUCAAAUGGAAGAUCUAAGCAUUAGAAUUCUCUUUGGGCGAUUGAUGUGUGAUAUGGGACAAUGGGAUCAAUCACAACACUUCUUUCAACAUUUAUUGAACAACUCGAUUAGCUACAAUGAAGAUCUCGCAAAGAUUGAAUAUAGUCUUGGUGAAGUUCUUCAAUGGAAAGGAGAAUGGAAUGAAGCACGAAAAAAUUAUAAUCGUGCUUAUGAACGGCUGACGAAUGUGAAACCAAUACGAAUUAAAGAUAUAGCUGAUAUUCUUUUCAAUAUUGGUGAGAUUCUUUAUCUAGAAGGAAAAUAUGAAGAAGCGCUUGGUUAUUAUGAACAAGCAUUUGCAAAGCGAAAGGAAAAUUAUUGCUCUACCAAAGUUGAUAGGUCUUGUACAUCAAGUAAGCAACACAGUAGUUUGCUAAAUCGUAUUCGUGCAUCAUUCUGGUCGAUUUUAUUGAAUUUAGGCGGAUUCUUUCCAUCGUAUUUCCAAUGGUUUUGGACUACAUAUUUCCGAAGAAUUUCUUGUUGGUUCCGUUCGAAAAAUGUGAUAAAUAGAAUGAAGCCUGUUGAUGUACAGUCGAGCCAAACUCAGUUACAAGAAAUUUGUCGAAACUUACAGAAAACUGGUUGGUUACAGUUUGGCAAGACUCGCCUAGAUGGUUAUGUAUCUAUUGCUACUAGUCUCUGUAGCUUCGGCAAAGUUCUCUGUCGGCAAGCCAAGUAUGACGAAGCACUUAUCUUUCAUCAACAAGCACUGGCAGUGUUUAAAGAAUACUAUCAGUUUCCUCAUAUCGAUAUUGCUGUUUGUCUUGAGUACAUUGCCGAGGCUCUUGUUAAACAAAAUAACUACAAUCAAGCCUUCGAUUUCUAUCAACAAGCGAUGUCAAUCUACACAAAAUAUUAUCCUAAUGAUCAUGUAUGCGUCACCUCCAGCCUCAACGGGAUCGGUUACAUUCUCUUUGCGAAAGGUCAGUAUAAUGAAGCUCUGGACAUGUAUGAACGCGCACUGGUAAUGCAAAAAAAGUAUUAUCCAAGUGGUCAUGUCAGUAUUGCCUUUAGUCUCAAUGGAGUAGGAACUGUUCACUAUGGACAAGGAAAAUAUGAUGAAGCUCUAUCAUUGUCUAAACAAGCUCUGGAAAUUCUUCAGAAAUAUUAUUUUUUCGGUCACGACAAUAUUAUUGACAUUCUAAACAACAUUGGCUACAUUCAAAAGGAACAAGGAAAGUAUAAUGAAGCUCUUGAUUUACAUCGACGAGCAUUGGCAAUGCAAGAGAAAUAUUAUCCAUCUUAUUAUGCUGAUAUUGCUGAUACUCUCAAUUAUAUCGUUGGUGUACUGUUUUGUCAAUCAAAAUAUGAUGAAGCUCUAUGCUAUUGUCAACGAGUACUAACAAUACAAGAGAGCUAUUAUCGUUCAAGUGAUGCUUCCAUGGCCUUGAGUCUCAACAACAUGGGCAUCGUCUUAGGUGAACAAGGAAAGUUCACUGAAGCUGUUGAUUGUAUUCGGCGAGCACUAUCAACUGUCGAAAAACACAGUCCAUUUGAUCAUUCUUCCAUUGCUACUUAUACAAAUAAUAUUGGAUUAAUAUUAUGCAGGCAAGAAAAGUAUGUUGAAGCUCUUGAUUAUCAUCGACGAGCACUCGAAAUGCUAGAAAAAUAUUGUCCAUCACGUCAACAUGAUAUUACCAACACUCUCAAUUACAUCGGUAAUACACUCGCUGAACAAAACAAAUACGAUGAAACAUUGAAAUAUUAUCAACGUGCACUCGAAAUGCAAGAGAAAUAUUAUCCAAACGGUCAUGUGAGCAUUGCGACAACUCUCAUUAAUAUUGGCACAAUAUUUCGUCAACAAAAUAAAUUCGAUCAAGCGAUUGAAUAUCAUCAAAAAGCAUUAGAAAUUCAAGAGAAAUAUUAUCUAACAGACAGUAUCAUCAAAGCUGAUACCAUCAAUCGUAUCGGUCAUGUUCUAUACCAUGAAAAAAAGUAUGAUGCAGCAAUGGACUAUUAUCAACGGGCACUUUCAAUGCAAGACAGCUUAUGUCCUGAUAGUCACAUCGAAACAUCUCAUACUCUCACCUUUAUUGGUCAUACUCUGUAUGAACAAGAAAAGUACGAUGAAGCUCUUCAGCUUUAUCGAAAAGCCAUGGCUAUUCAAGAAAAACAUUAUCAAUUUCAUCAUAUCAACAUCGUGAAAAACUUGAAUUUUAUUGGUGUUGUUCUACAUAGCCAAAAGAAAUAUGGCGAAGCUAUUGAUUUCUUUCAAAAAUCAUUAGCUAUUCGAGAGAAAUUCCAUCCAUUUGGUUAUAAUGGCAUCACUACCGUUCUUUCCAAUAUUGGUAAAGCUCUGAAUUUGCAAAGAAAAUAUGAUGAAGCUCUUGACUUUCAUCAACGAGCACUAACAAUACGAGAAAACUUUGAUGCGACUAAUCAUGUUGGCCUUGCUAAUAUCCUGAUAGACAUCGCCAAUGUUUUAAGAGAUCAGGGAAAGAACGAUGAAGCUAUCGACUUCCAACAACGAGCAUUGAUAAUACGAAAACAAUAUUUUCCGUCUGACCACGUGAACAUUGCUUAUAGUUUGAGCAACAUUGCUGCUCUUCUGAGUAAACAAAGAAAAUGUAAUGAAGCUCUUAACUUCUUUCAACAAGCGCUAGAAAUCUACGAAAACUGUUGUCCAUUAAAUCCUGUCGAUAUUGCUAAUGGUCUCAUCAAUAUUGCUGAUGUCCUGAGCAUACAAGAAAAAUACGAAGAAGCUAUCAAAUUUCAACAAAGAGCAUUAACAAUCCGAGAAGAAAAGUAUUCUCCUUGUCAUGAGAAUAUUGCGGAUAGUUUGAAUCGCAUCGGUGAGAUUCGGUUUGAUCAAAAAGAAUACAAUCUAGCACUCGACUGUCAUCAACGAGCUCUCGCAAUCCUCGAAAAGUGCUAUCCAUAUGGUCAUGUUGAUAUUGCACAGAGUUUGAGAUAUAUUGGUGUGAUUCUAAAUAUGCAAGGAAAGUAUGAAGAAGCCCUCGAUUAUCAUCAACGAGCAAUGCAAAUCUAUGAGCAAUAUUAUCCAUCCGGCAAUGAGAGUCUUGCUACUUGUUUGGGUUAUAUUGGUUAUAUAUUGAGUAAUCAAGAAAAAUAUGAUGAAGCUCUCGAUUUUUAUAAUCGAGCACUGGCAUUUUACCAGUCGCAUUUAUCCAAUCAUCGGAAUACCAUUAGUUGUCUGAACAACAUAGCUCAAAUUUUAAGAAACCAAAGAAAAUAUUAUGAGGCGUUCGACUUUCAACAACAAUCAUUGGCACUUCUCAAAAGUAACUCACCUUGUGAUCAAUUUGAAAUUGCUAGAAGUCUCAAGAACAUCGGUAAUACUCUGUUUCAGCAAACAAAAUAUGAUGAAUCUCUUGAUUUUUGUCAACAAGCAUUGGUCAUAUUCGAAGAAUAUUACCCCAAUGAUAAUAUUGAAAUUGCUGAUUGUUUAUAUUGGAUCGCUGCUAACUUCAAUAAAAAAUCCCAGUUCGAUCUCGCUAUUGAAUGUUUGGAAAGAUGUUUAUUAAUUAAAGAAGCCAGUCUACCUCUAAAAGAUCUCUUCAUUGCUAAUUUACUUACAUGUUUCUCACAGGUACACAGAACGAAAGGCCAGUAUGAGCUCUCUCUUAUAUAUGAACAGAAUCGUUUCUUUAUGAGUCUCAAUGUUCUACCACCAGAUCAUGAAGAAAUUGGCCAUAGUCUGUCGGACAUUGGUAAGACUUAUGAAAACCUUCAUAAGCCUAUGUUGGCACUUAAUUGCUAUCAACAAGCAUUGGCUAUCUACAGGAAACGUCUGCCUCCCUCGUAUAAUGACAUAUGGAUGAUGGAACGGAAUAUUGAACGACUUUUAGAAGAACUCGAUGAAUCAGAUUGA